Molecule: messenger RNA, 1336 nt
Organism: Triplophysa dalaica
Lineage: Eukaryota; Metazoa; Chordata; Actinopteri; Cypriniformes; Nemacheilidae
Product: torsin-1A-like
Exons: 5
Coding region: 1-984 (327 amino acids)
Biological process (GO): nuclear membrane organization; protein localization to nucleus
Cellular component (GO): nuclear envelope; endoplasmic reticulum lumen
Molecular function (GO): kinesin binding; ATP binding; ATP hydrolysis activity
Source: RefSeq, a predicted model, not a curated record
AUGAAAGUGUCAUAUCUUGUUAUAGUUUUGUUGUUAUCUGAGAUAACGUUUACAUCAGGGGAUGAUCCCAAUUAUAUCCUUAUGGGUGGUUUUGGGGUUGUUUUUGGAGUGAUUAUGUUUGCAGCUUAUCAAUGGGUGGAAAUUUUAUUGCCUUUUGAUCAUACACGUUUGCAGAGAGAUUUAGAUCAAAAUCUUUACGGGCAGCACAUCGCGUCAGAUGUUGUACUCAAAGCUGUAUCAUCAUUUUUGUUUAGCAGUCAGCCGACCAAACAUCUUGUGCUCUCUUUCCACGGGACCACAGGAGUGGGAAAAAACCAUGUGGCAAAAAUCAUUGCGAGAAACAUGUAUCAAAAAGGAGAACAUAGCAGACAUUAUAUCAGUUUUACAUCAGGACAUCAUUUUCCACUCAAAGACCAAGUGGACAUGUACAGUGAACAUCUAAAGCAGCAGAUCGGAAGUCACAUAUCAAAUUAUCCUCUGACCAUGUUUGUAUUUGAUGAAAUGGACAAGAUGAAUCCAGAGCUGGCUGAAGCAAUAAAACUUUUUCUGAACUACGUACCUCAUGUAAAUAGAGAGUCAUACCACAGAGCAAUCUUCAUUUUUCUCAGCAAUGCAGGAGGGAAUAUGAUCGCCAGCACUGCUGUAGACUUCUUGAGUGCAGGGAAAAGCAGAGAAGAAAUAAAGAUGAACAGCAAAGGAAUGGACGCUCAGAUCCAUCAAAGCAUAUUCAGUUAUGAGAGCAGUGGAUUUUGGCAGCUGGUUGAUCACUUUGUUCCUUUCCUGCCUCUGGAACGAAAGCAUAUACGGCAAUGUGUUCUAGCUGAAAUGGCCAGUUUGAAAAUCAAUGAACAUCAACACGCUGAUCUGGCAGACAAAGUGGUCAGAGAGAUGACCUUCUUCCCCCCAGAGGAGAAAAUCUUCUCUGUUAAAGGCUGCAAGUCAGUCAGACAGAAGCUGAUGCCCUAUGUUGAUGACAAGAUAUGAGACUUUUCACUUUUGUUUACAUAGAUGUGCCAGCACUUGAAGACCCAUUCAGAGAUGUAUUCUUAGAUUUACUAUCAUUGUGUCUGACUAUAUUGAACUGAUUAUGCUGAUAAUAUCUGCUCUUUACACUAAUUUAAAUAGGCCUACAGUAAGUAACUGACUGUAGCUAAUGCUGCAAAUCAAUUGACAAGAUGAAAGAGAAAGCGACAUUUUAUUCCUUUUACUGUCAUCGUGUCUGAUUAACUGAUCAUGACAUGUUGUGAUAAUCUCUGUUAUGUACACUAAUGCAUCAAGUGCUGUCUUUUUCUUUAUCUUGUAAUGAAAUGAACAUCAUUGAAGACAGUAGAACACA